Molecule: messenger RNA, 2997 nt
Organism: Dovyalis caffra
Lineage: Eukaryota; Viridiplantae; Streptophyta; Magnoliopsida; Malpighiales; Salicaceae
Source: the annotation of a GenBank genome assembly
AUGGUCCAAUUCCACGAACAUAUAAUAACAGACCUCUUAGAGGACCCCACCGGCGGCCUUGUAAUCCUUUUCUCCGGCCUAUCCCUUGCAAAACUCCUCUCCUCCCUCCUUUCCCUCCACUCACCUUCUCAAGGCACUCUUUUAAUCCUCUCACCUCCUCCCACCCUCAAAUCCCUAAUUUUCCACCACCACCACAUAAGCCAAAACCCCAUCGAAAUCACGGAAAUCACCUCCGAUCUCCCCUCUCACCACCGCCUAUCUCUCUACUCCUCUGGUCAAAUCUGCUUCAUCACUCCCCGUAUCCUCAUCGUCGACCUCCUCUCCAAUAAAAUCCCUACCUCAUCUCUCGCCGGAUUAAUCCUCCUCAACGCUCACUCCCUCUCCGAAACCUCCACUGAAGCAUUCAUAGUUAGAAUUUUAAAAUACUCUACUCAGAGUAGAAAUCAGAAUAACAGUAAUGUGUUUUAUAUUCGUGCUUUCAGUGAUAGGCCACAGGCAAUGGUGUCUGGUUUUUGUAAGACGGAGAGGUUAAUGAAAUGCUUGUUCAUAAAAAAAUUGCAUCUUUGGCCGAGGUUUCAGGUUUAUGUGUCGCAGGAAUUGGAGAAGGAUCCGCCGGAGGUUGUGGAUGUGAGGGUUCCGAUGAGUAAGUACAUGGUGGGGAUACAAAAGGCAAUUGUGGAAGUUAUGGAUGCUUGUUUGAAAGAAAUGAGGAAGAGUAAUAAGGUUGAUGUAGAAGAUUUGACUGUUGAGAAUGGGCUGUUUAAGUCUUUUGAUGAGAUUGUCAGGAGACAGUUGGAUCCUAUUUGGCAUACUUUGGGGAAGAAGACCAAACAGCUAGUUUCAGAUUUGAAGACUUUGAGGAAAUUGCUGGAUUAUCUUGUUAGGUACGAUGCAGUAAGCUUUUUGAAGUACUUGGAUACACUUAGGGUGUCAGAGAGUUUUUGGUCCGUUUGGAUAUUUGCCGAGUCCAGCUAUAAGAUAUUUGAUUAUGCAAAGAAGCGUGUGUUCCGUUUGGCAAGAUCAAAAGAUGUGAAAUUAAAUGAGCAGAGUAAGACCAAAGCAGGCAGAAAGAGAAAAUCAAAGAGUGACCACAGUAAUGAGGGAGAAGCUGAUGGUACUUCACCCUUGACUACUAGUAGUGGAGUUGUGUUGGAGGAAGUUCUGGAGGAGGCACCAAAGUGGAAGGUGUUAUGUGAGAUUCUCGAAGAGAUAGAGAAAGAAAGACAAAAGCAGGCCUUAUCUGGAGAAGAAGAUGAGGUUGAAAGUGAAGGUGUUGAUAAUGGCAUUGUUCUGGUGGCAUGCAAAGAUGAACGCUCUUGCAUGCAGCUUGAAGAUUGCAUCAGGCACGGCCCUCAAAAGGUGUUGCAAGAAGAAUGGAAGAAGUACUUGUUGAGCAAAGUAGAGUUACGUGGCUUGCGAACACCUGAAAAAAAGAAAGCAAAACUAAAGCCAAAGCAGCCGAAAGGAUUUGGAAUUCUUGACGGAGUUGUUCCUGUAAAAACUGUGCAAAGUGCAGAAGCUAGCAGCACAAACAAGCAGGAACAUGAUGCUUUCUUGGCUGCAGCAUCAAAAAUAAGAAAUCCGAAUAAAAGGGAGCAGGUUGCUGAAGAUGAACCACAGCCUCUUGCUGGAAGCCGCAGUAAAGGUGCAAGAGUAGAGGGAAAAGGACGAAAGAAAAGAGGCCAAGCAAAUGGUAAGAAUUCUGGAAGCAAAGAUAAUGACAGCAAUAUUGAUGUGGUGAUAAAAGAUUUGCCAGAAAUAUCUGGUUCAAAAAAUGAAAGCCAAACAGUUGAAAAUAAUCAAGCUGCCAUAGAUGGUUAUUGUGAAGCCUAUUUCGAGCAUGCAUCUGUUGUCAAAAGGGUUUGUCAGAGACAUGCUCAAGAGCCAGACCUUACAGGAUCCAAAAAUGCAAAGCCAAUACCACCGAUGCACUUUUAUGCUCUAGAAAGUGAUCAGCCUAUACUCGACAUAUUAAAGCCCUCUGUGAUUAUUGUUUAUCAUCCAGACAUGAUGUUUGUCCGAGAAAUUGAAGUCUACAAAGCUGAAAAUCCCUCAAAAAAGUUGAAAGUGUAUUUUCUUUUCUAUGAGGAUUCUACAGAGGUCCAAAAGUUUGAGGCAAGUAUUCGCAGGGAGAAUGGAGCAUUUGAAUCUUUGAUCAGGCAAAAAUCACUGAUGAUGAUUCCAGUUGAUCAGAAUGAACAAUGCCUAGGAUUGAAUGGUUCCAUAGAUCCACUAGCUUCAAGUUCCCAAAACUCAACCAGAAAGGCUGGUGGAAGAAAGGAAAUUGAGAAAGAAAUGCAGGUCAUUGUAGACAUGAGGGAGUUCAUGAGUAGCCUCCCAAAUGUUCUCCACCAGAAAGGAAUGCGCAUAAUACCAGUUACCUUGGAAGUUGGGGAUUAUAUUCUCUCACCAUUAAUAUGUGUAGAGAGAAAGAGUAUCCAAGAUCUUUUUAUGAGCUUUACAUCAGGCCGCCUUUUCAACCAAGUGGAAACAAUGGUGCGCUAUUAUCGAAUACCUGUUCUUUUGAUUGAGUUUUCACAAGACAAAAGCUUUUCAUUUCAGUCUGCAAGUGAUAUUGGUGAUGAUGUCACACCAAAUAGUAUUAUAUCCAAGCUGUCAUUGCUUGCUCUACAUUUUCCCCGCCUGAGAAUCAUCUGGUCACGCAGUUUACAUGCUACUGCUGAAAUAUUUGCUUUGCUGAAGGCAAAUCAGGAUGAACCCGAUGAGGUGAAGGCAAUUAGAGUUGGAGUCCCUUCAGAGGAUGGUAUUGUGGAAAAUGAUGUUAGAGCGGAGAACUACAAUACAUCUGCUGUGGAGUUUCUGAGACGACUCCCGGGGGUCACAGAUUCGAACUACAGGGCAAUAAUGGAUGGAUGUAAAAGCUUAGCAGAACUUGCCCUUCUACCAGUAGAGAAGCUAGCUGAACUAAUGGGUGGUCAGAAGGCUGCUAGGACUCUCCGAGACUUCCUUCACGCUAAGUACCCAACAUUGUUGUAA